Adineta ricciae is the source of this 279-nucleotide messenger RNA. Lineage: Eukaryota; Metazoa; Rotifera; Eurotatoria; Adinetida; Adinetidae. The record is from the annotation of a GenBank genome assembly.
AUGUCAUUUGAUUCUGAUACUCAACAAGUAGCUUUAGCAAUAACAGAUGAACAUGCCACACCUCUACCUAGACAAGUGCGACGUCGACGUAAACGUCAAUCGGAGAGACGAAAUUAUUGUACGGAAGAUUAUAUUGUUCGAUAUGGUGUACCUGUACUCAUUGUUAUACUACUGAUUGUGCUCUUUGUCUUGGCUUUUCUUGCUAUACGCAGAUAUAACAGACGGUGUCAACCAAACAAAGAAUCAACGUGUCGAGGAUUGAUAUGGUUUUUUACUUAA